Molecule: messenger RNA, 3657 nt
Organism: Adelges cooleyi (spruce gall adelgid)
Lineage: Eukaryota; Metazoa; Arthropoda; Insecta; Hemiptera; Adelgidae
Gene: Uba1
Product: ubiquitin-like modifier-activating enzyme 1
Exons: 2
Coding region: 254-3391 (1045 amino acids)
Biological process (GO): protein sumoylation
Cellular component (GO): cytoplasm; SUMO activating enzyme complex
Molecular function (GO): SUMO activating enzyme activity
Source: RefSeq, a predicted model, not a curated record
CGUUACCAUUGGUCGGUUGCCGAGAGCCGUCGUCGUCUUUCUCUGUCGCACGUUACAUCAUUGCGCUGUUUUGUUUGCCGCUCCGUCCGCUGAUUUACGGUCAUUGCGUAUAUCUCGACUUACCCGUUCUACUUUAAUGCCAUCAAAUACUCACUCAUCAUCAUCAUCAUCAUUAAGUGUUAACUAGUGCAUUGUUUUUUACACUCUUCUAUGAAGAAAUAAUUAUUAUUCUAUCUUGGUUUUUUAUUAUCCGAUGUCUGGUGCUGAAGUACUGGACACCUCUUGUGAAUUGCCGGCCAAGAAGCGUAAACUGGCUUCCGGUGAACCGUCUACAGUGUCUUUAGAGGUAUUAUCCAACGCUCAGGUAACAAUGUCUAAUAAAAACGGUGUGGGAGAAAUCGAUGAGGGUUUGUACUCUCGGCAGCUUUACGUGUUGGGGCAUGAUGCUAUGCGAAAAAUGGCCUCUUCCGACAUAUUGAUAAGCGGUCUCGGCGGUCUUGGUGUAGAAAUUGCCAAGAAUGUCAUUCUUGGCGGAGUGAAAUCAGUUACAUUGCAUGACACUGUUAGCUGCACUUUCUCAGAUCUGUCGGCUCAAUUUUAUUUGAGUGAAAACGAUGUUGGUAAAAAUAGAGCUGAAGUGAGCUGUCCUAAAUUGGCGGAGCUCAAUUCUUAUGUGCCAGUGAAAUCUUACACUGGUGACUUAUCUGAAUCCUACAUCAAACAGUUUAAAGUAAUUGUAUUGACAGAAACAACGCUUGAUGAACAAUUACGCAUAUCAGAAAUUACACAUUCAAAUAGUAUUGCUCUUAUUGUUGCUGACACGAGGGGUGUAUUUUCUCAGGUGUUCUGUGAUUUUGGCGAUGGGUUUAUUGUAACUGAUUCAACUGGCGAAAACCCCAUUUCUGUUAUGGUAGCUGGUAUAACAAAAGACGAGCAAGGUGUUGUUACUUGUAUGGAUGAAUCUCGACACGGAUUCGAAGAUGGAGAUUAUGUGACUUUUUGUGAAGUACAGGGUAUGUGCGAACUGAAUGGAUGCAAACCAAAAAGAAUUACUGUAUUAGGUCCAUAUACUUUUAGUAUUGGCGACACUACAUCUUUUUCAAAUUACUUAAAGGGAGGAAUUGCUACUCAAGUUAAAAUGCCAAAAAAAUUAAGUUUCAAAUCUUUAAAGAACUCUAUUACAGAACCCGAAUUUUUAAUAUCUGAUUUUGGGAAAUUUGAUAGGCCUAAUCAAUUGCAUUUAGCAUUCAUUGCUCUUCAUAAAUUUAUUGCAAGAAAUAGCCGCUUGCCUAAUCCAUGGAGCACAGAUGACGCUGAAAUGUUUUUAAAAAUAGUAGAAAGUGAAAAUUCAAACUCUAUUGAAAUUGAUGUUGAACUUAUAAAAAAAUUUUCUAAAGUUUGUGCUGGAAAUAUUAAUCCAAUGACAUCAUUUGUUGGUGGAAUCGUAGCUCAAGAAAUAAUGAAAUCUUGCUCUGGAAAAUUUAGUCCAAUAUUUCAAUGGCUAUAUUUUGAUGCGCUUGAAACUUUACCUGAAGAAGUUACAGAAAAAGAUGCGAAACCAAUUGGAAACCGUUAUGAUGGACAAGUAGCUGUAUAUGGUCAAAAGUUUCAAAGUGUUCUAGGUAACUUGAAAUAUUUUGUUGUUGGAUCUGGAGCUAUAGGAUGUGAAUUGUUAAAGAAUUUUGCUAUUAUGGGAGUUGGAUGUGGAAAUGGUAAAAUUUAUGUUACUGAUAUGGAUUUAAUUGAAAAAUCAAACUUAAACAGACAGUUUUUAUUCAGGCCUCAAGAUGUUCAGAAUUCUAAAGCUGAAACAGCAGCUAAGGCUAUAAAAUGUAUGAAUCCACAUGUGAAUGUUGAACCACAAACCAACAGAGUAUGUCCUGAAACAGAAUCGACCUAUAACGACACAUUUUUUGAAAGUUUAGAUGGAGUAGCUAAUGCACUAGACAAUGUAGAUGCACGUAUAUACAUGGACAGACGUUGUGUUUUUUACAAAAAACCUCUUUUAGAAUCUGGAACUUUAGGUACAAAAGGCAAUACACAAGUGGUUAUUCCCAACUUCACUGAAUCAUAUAGCACUUCACAGGACCCUCCGGAAAAGAGUAUACCAAUUUGUACUCUUAAAAAUUUCCCUAAUGCUAUAGAACAUACAUUACAAUGGGCUAGAGAUUUAUUUGAAGGUCUAUUCAAACAGACUCCUGAAAAUGUAAAACAAUACUUGGAAGAUCCAACUUUUAUGGAGCGAACAAAUCGUUUACCUGGACUUCAGCCAGUCGAAAUUAUAGAAAGUGUUAGAUCAUCAGUAACAGAACGACCAAAAAAUAUUGACGACUGCAUUACAUGGGCUAGACUACACUUUGAGGAACAAUUUACAAACCAAAUAAAACAACUUUUGUUCAAUUUCCCACCAGACCAAAUGACAUCUAGUGGCCAACCAUUUUGGUCUGGACCAAAGCGUUGUCCAAAACCGAUCAUAUUUGAUGUAAACAAUAUUCUACAUUUAGAUUAUAUAUUUGCAGCGGCUAAUUUAAGAGCAGAGACUUAUAAUAUCAGUCAGGUCCGGGAUCGAGCCUAUAUAUCCAAUGUUGCAUUGUCGGUUAAAGUUCCUGAAUUUGUUCCGAAAUCUGGAGUGAGAAUUGCUGAAAAUGAUUCACAAAUAACUAAUGGUUCAUCAAAUUAUGAUUCCAAUAAACUUAACAAAAUGCAAAAGGAAUUGCCACCAGUCAGUGCUUUAAAAGACUUGAAAAUUAUUCCUUUAGAUUUUGAAAAAGAUGAUGAUAGUAAUUUGCAUAUUGAUUAUGUUGUAGCAGCAUCCAAUUUAAGAGCGACAAAUUAUGAAAUUCAGCCUGCUGAUCGUCAUCGCAGUAAGCUCAUUGCCGGUAAAAUUAUUCCAGCUAUUGCUACAACAACUUCAGUUGUAGCUGGUCUUGUUUGUCAAGAAUUCAUCAAGUUGGCUUGGGGGUGCAAAGAAUUGGAAAAAUAUAAAAAUGGCUUUGUAAAUUUAGCUUUACCAUUUUUUGGUUUUUCAGAACCUUUACUUGCACCCAAAUUUAAAUAUUAUGAAAACGAAUGGACGUUAUGGGAUCGUUUUGAAGUAGAAGGGGAACUCACAUUGAAUGAAUUUUUAAAUUAUUUCAAAGAAAAGCACUCUCUGGAAAUCACUAUGCUGUCUCAAGGAGUCUGUAUGUUGUAUUCAUUCUUUAUGCCCAAAGCCAAGAGAGAAGAACGUAUUAACACAAAAAUGUCUGAAAUUGUACGUAAUAUUUCAAAGAAGAAAAUUGAGCCACAUGUGAAGUCCUUGGUUUUUGAAAUAUGUUGUAACAACUUGGAAGGUGAAGACGUUGAAGUACCAUAUGUGAAGUACAACUUACCCCAAGACUUUCAAUACUAAUAUAUAAUCAGUGAAUCCAGCAAUCAGUUUUCAAUAAAAUACUUAUAAUUAACAUAAAACAAUACUAAAUAAAUGAUUGAUACGGUUAUGUACUAUUUUGCUUUACAUUAAAGGUUUUUAAAUUCUUAAUGAGUUAAGUUCACAUCUAUAUUCCAAAAUAUCACCAUAUAUACAUUAUACUUUUUUUUCAACUUUGGUGUUCUGUCUAACAAUAAAAUAAAAAUAUUUGUUUAAAUGUAUAUUAAUAAAUUUAGAUAAAAAGAAAA